AUCCCUAAUCCCUUUUAUCCUUUCUAUGCUGGGUAUGCUUUCCACCACUGAGAUUUUCUCAUGUGGAAUCUUAAUCGAACCGUUUAGCUGCCUCCGACAAAGACACAUAAACGUAAAACACACGAUAGAAUUGUCCAUAACCUAUCGAUCCUAAUAAUUUCAUUGAAUUUUGUGUUGUUAAUGUGUCUGUCCUGAGGUUUUGGAAUUCCCCACUAGUGUGUGCAUAAUCCUUAUUAUGUGCAAACUAGUGAUGUUGUUUCAAUACUAACCAGUUAUAUCCUUACAGAAGUGUAAUAAUAUUAAUUCAAAUUAAUAAUUAACAAUUCCGUCGAAGUACAAAUUAUAUGCAGUGUUAAAGUAUAUAUUAUUUUUUCAAUCUAAACUAUACAGUGGACAAAAUGCACUGAAAGUGAAGUGUUAAAAUGUUUUCAAUGAAAACUGUCCGCGGCAUAGGAUUUUUUUGUGUGCAAAGUGUUAAGUGUAAGAUAUGGGAUGACUCAUAGUGAAGGAUGUGGCCAGCUCACUCUUCGAUCACAAGAUGAUGCAAGAAAUUCUCGACAAUGCUGGGGCAGGCGCAAGCGGCGUGAUGGAGGAAAACGAGGGAGGAGGGAGUGGGGGUGCCGCGGCCGAUAUGGACGAUUGCGGCUCCCUCUCCCUACCUCCUGACCUGCCCCCCUAUUCAGGCGACUACAUUAUCAGUGACUAUAUGGAGAGGCUCGGUACUCGUCUUAAUAUUCUGGAAACUGAGCUCAAGUAUGCGUGGAGAGCAUUAGAUCUCCUAAGCCAAGAAUAUGUAAGAAUGUGGGAUCGAUUAGAGAGACUCGAGUCCUUGCUCGCAGAUCAACAGGGUGUUAUAUCAACUCUUCUAGAUUUUUAUACAUGUCGAAGUGUAUCUCGAGAUCCUCUUUCGAGACUUGAAGUGAUUAGGGAAAUACUCGGAAAUGGGACUGUUGAAGAUGGUAUAGAAGAGGGAUUAGAUAUAGCCAGUCGAAACGCUAUUCUAUUAGAUCAACAAGAAGAAGUAAUGGAAUCAGAUGAAGCUUUUUAUAGAAGUUUAAACCAAGCUUAUAGGGAUGAUUACGUUUAUGAAGAAACAUCAAGACCUACGUCACAGCUAGACAUGAUUUGGGAAGCACCUGAGGAGCCUGAAUUAGAUAUACCAUCUGCUGCUGGCCAAAUAUAUAGUGCAAAAGAUUAUAAACAUUAUCGUGGUAUACAAAGUGGACCUGGUAUAAGUGAAAGAGAUUUAGUCCAUAUGUCUACAUUAGGUACAAUAGAACAAAUAACUGUAGAUAAAUUGCAUGAAUUAGAUAGGCUGACUACGCAAUUACACAAAGAUUCAAGAGAGUUAAAAGACUUAAAAGCUAGACUUCUUAGUCCAGAAAUUAAGAUCACAGCAAAACAUGACAGAGAUAUAGAAGCUAAAGCACUUGUGGAAGAUGGAAAUAUAAUUAAUGAACAGUUAAAAGGCGUUUAUAUAGGCGGUGAUAAUUGGGCCUUAAAUGAUAUGAUGAGAAGUUUUGAUGAGUUUAUGCUUACAACGCCAAAAGAUAAUUUACUUACAGAUAAAUCACCAUCAAGAUUAUCACUAACUGAAAGCACAGUCGGAGAUAGAACCGUGGACUAUUUACCCAAUUCACUUUCUCUACGCCGAAAAUUUGUACCGGAACGGACUUCUACUGAACCUUAUACCACAGUAACAGGUCGUUUAGCUUAUAGUUCUGCUGUAGCAAAUGCCGAGAUAAAUGCAGCUAAAUCAUCUAAAUCUCCCAGUGCAUUAUCAAAAGACCGAUUUGAUUAUGUCUCGGAUUAUCAAGCUAGCGAUCAUACUGGACAAAAUUACUUUUCUUCUAAGAUCACUCAACAAGCUUUUACGGACUCUUAUAAACAAAGCAAAGAACAACACUCACCAACAUCGAUACAUGAUUUAUAUGAUGGAGGCGUGGAUAACCGACUUGGUUUGACUUUUGGUGAACUGCGUAAGUCUCCCAGUCCUCCACCUCCAGCACCACCAAAUGGAGCUGAUAUAUUUAGGCCUAUUGAAAAUAAUAAUGAAACAUUAGCAAGGCAUCAAACAUUACUUUCGACAGGACUUACAACUAUGCAAGCAGAAAAUAUGAGAUUAAGUCCUAGGUCGCCUAAGUCUCCAAAAACAUCACCGAAACAUGUGAAAAGAGAUAACACUAAUAUUGUAACAGCUAAGUCAGAUUCUGGAUUAUCAUCUAUGAGUGGAUGGUCGAGUUUAGAAAAAAGUCCAGGCUCUCCGAAAACUGGACGAGUAUCACAUAUUCAAGAAACUCAUAAAAUAAGAGUUCAAUCACCACAAUCAAUUCAAAGAAAUUCUUAUGAAGAUGCAAAGCCAUAUUUAGAAACCUUAGUAGAUUCAUAUCUAUAUGAAGAUAAGCAAUACCAAAAGGAAUAUAUUGCACAUAAGCCUGAUAAUUCUAAGGAUGAACAAAAUAUAAUUGAUCUUAAUAAGUUACAAGAAAAUGUUGGUAAAAUAUUUAUAAAAAAUGACAGUAUUUUUCCUGUACCGACUACACUUAGUAAUAUAGGAGAGUAUUAUUACGGUCAAGAUGCACCUUCCAUAUACUCGGUAGCUGGAAAUAGACAGCCAAUUUUUACUACUGUGUAUAGCACACCGAGAGGAAUGCUUUCUGGAAGUUUUUCCGAGUUAAUAGAUAGAAAUCAAAUUUUAGAAUCAGAUAUAAAACAGGCGAUUGAUCCAUAUCCUCCUGAACCAAGUUAUCAUGCACAAACAAUAGUUAUGUCUGGAAAUAAUCUUGACAAAAAACCCUUGACUCGAACCAAUACGAUGACAGGAUCUGAUAGCAGUUUUCAAAAUGGAUAUAAAGUGUCUCGUUCUGGAUAUCCUCCUGGAAACCUCAACGAUGCAUUAUCAUACUAUCCUACAUCUAGUAGGUAUGACUCACCAAAACGUACACCGUUAGAAGAACGUAUGUCUUGGCAAGUUGGAAGUCGAUCACCAACAAGCUCAGUAGAAACACUAAGUUUAAAAUCACACUCUCUCAGUAUAACGGAACGAAAGCAAUUUCAAAAUCAAUUACAACAAGAGUACUUCAAACAACAACAGUAUGACCAACGUAACGGAAAUAUUACAACCGACAUACAGAGUCAUGACAAAUUAGGCUCAGACCAAAAGAUUAGGAAAGAUCAGUACACCAUGGAUUCUAGUGGUAUUUUAGUUUCAGAGUCGGGCUAUUUAUCUAUUUCCUCGAACCUUAAAAUAAAGACCCAAGAUAGGCAAAGUAAAAAACCUAAACGAACUUCAUCUUUAAAAUCUGCAAUGUCUUCGAUGAGUCACUGGUUGCCGGAUUUGCAUUUACCUAAAAAGCAUAGGUCACAUUCCCUUCCAUCUGGUGUAGACUCUGUUGAUCAGGAGCAACAAGAAAAAACUUUGAAAGAGAGGCUAUUGUCAGCACAAAGAAGAAAGAAAAAAUACCAUUUAGUAGCCUCAAUGUCAGGCUUAUUGCAAAAGGCAAGGAGAAAACAACAAGCUAGUCAUCAAUCUUUAUCAGACCCAGAGACUUCUGAAACAGAAUGGUCGGGUGGUCGAUCCAGUGCUCAAUCAGAAGACAGUGAUAGUGUGUUUUCAGAUUCAAUUCAUGAAAAUAAUAUGUUUUCAAAGGUUCCUGUUAAACAAAAGCAACGAAAAAUAAACAGUCAAGAAAAAAUAGAACAGCAGCAAAUGAUUCAAGAAUUACAGCAGCAACGAGCUGAAUUGCAAGGAGAUGCUGAUGACGAAUGUAUAUUAGAAGAACAUGAACGUUACCCUUCAACAUCCAACGGGAUACCGCGAGAUAAAAGUGAUGAUAUUGACUUUCAUUUUGCUAGAGUUAGUCAAAUGAAUAAAAAUAACAUUCAAGACUUGGAAAAACUGGAUAUUGAUACUGAUAUUUCAAACGUCGACCCAUUCGAAGAUGAAAAAGAAGAUAACGAUUCACCUGCUGCCAUAUUCGCAACUGUAGGUGAUAUGAAAAAGUCUUCUAUCACAUCUGAAGACUCGCAUAGUGAUAAUAACAAAUCAUACAGUGGAAGUUCACAAGAGUUUGCAGUAUCUCGUGCACUAGGCAAAUACCGUUUACGUAAAUCAUCGUCUAUUACCGAUGAUACUUCAGAAACUUCUCCACCAAAAAUUGAAACUAAUUUUGCUGAAGAAAUAAUAGAUGACUCAGAUAAAUACAACGAUAAAAAACAAAAUAGAUUAAGCCCGCCUGAAGUAGUAAAAAACAAUACAGGACGUGCUGACGAGGGCUUAGUGUAUCCAGAAAGAAGUCCCUCUUUACAAAGUAACAGAGGCAUGCAAAAUAAAUUUCAACCACGACAUCAACAAAGUCUUGAUAUUCCCAAUAAACACGACGAUGAUGACAGUCGAAGCACACAUUCCUGGAGAAGUGGGUCAAGGGUAUCCUCAAGGAGGCAAAGUACUGAAGAUAGUAUUGAUUCAGAAGACGAAUGGUACCGUUAUGAGCUCCGGAAGCUAGAAGAAAUGGAGCAUUCAGGUCAAGAUAUAGAAAGAGAACAUUUAUUACUAGAAGAACCUGAAACAUUAGAGGAAGAACCCAAUGACAUCUUAAAAGAAAGGAUGUCUUAUGUUUUACGGGAGUUGAAACUUAAAACAGCUCCUAUUAAAGUCAAAUAUGACGAAACAAUAACGGAAGAGACAUGGAAAGACAUUACAACAUUUCCUGAUAUGGAGGAAAAACUUGAAGACGCUAUUUCUCAAAAAUAUUCGGAUGAUGAAAAAUCGUAUGCUGAUUCUGGCUCCGGAGAAACAUCUGGACCUGAUAGUCCAGUUCAAAGUGGCGAUGAGUUUGAAGAAGAUGACGAAAUGCCACAAAUCCGACAAGAACCUAUGGGUGUUGAACAACCACCGCAUCAAGAUGCUCCUGCUGGAAGCAAAUGGAAGUUGCUAAAGGCUCUGAAAGAUAGAAAAGCUGAAGAAAAAACUACAGAGACACCGGUUGCUACCACACCAUCUACAGAAAAGGAUAAAGUUAGCGCAGGUAAUGGAACCGGUGGAUUCAACGAGCAAGGCGGACGAGGCAAUGGGCACCCGGGAGAUAAUCCAUUUUAUAGCAACAUUGAUAGUAUGCCGGAUAUUAGACCGAGAAGAAAAUCCAUACCACUCGUUUCUGAACUUGUUCUCAAGACCAUGGCUGCUACUAAGAGAAAUGCCGGAUUGACAUCAGCUGUACACCGAGCAACACUGAAUGACGAAGAAUUGAAAAUGCAUGUGUAUAAGAAAACUUUACAAGCACUUAUCUACCCUAUAUCUUCAACCACACCCCACAAUUUCGUUCUUUGGACUGCGACAUCACCAACGUAUUGCUAUGAAUGCGAGGGUCUACUUUGGGGAAUUGCGAGGCAAGGUGUCAGGUGUACAGAAUGCGGUGUCAAGUGUCAUGAAAAAUGUAAAGAUCUCCUCAACGCUGACUGCCUACAGAUGUGUUUUGCAGGGGCGGCUGAGAAGUCUUCUAAACAUGGUGCUGAGGACAAAGCAAACUCUAUCAUAACAGCCAUGAAAGAACGAAUGAAGCAACGGGAAAGAGACAUGCCAGAAAUCUUUGAACUCAUCAGACGCGUGUUCAGCAUGGAACCAGAUGGACACUCGACGCACAUGAAUACGGUGAAGCAGUCCGUCCUCGAUGGUACUUCGAAAUGGAGCGCCAAGAUCGCCAUCACAGUUAUUUGUGCCCAAGGCCUGAUCGCUAAGGACAAGAGCGGCACCUCCGACCCCUACGUUACCGUCCAAGUCAGCAAGGUCAAGAAAAGAACCCGAACAAUGCCGCAGGAGCUAAAUCCUGUUUGGAAUGAGAAGUUUUAUUUCGAGUGCCACAAUUCAUCCGAUCGCAUUAAAGUACGCGUUUGGGACGAAGACAAUGACUUGAAAUCAAAACUUCGUCAGAAAUUAACGAGAGAAUCGGAUGACUUCCUUGGACAGACAAUUAUUGAGGUUCGAACUCUUUCGGGUGAAAUGGACGUCUGGUACAAUUUAGAGAAGAGAACAGACAAGUCAGCGGUAUCUGGAGCUAUCAGACUUCACAUCAAUGUUGAAAUCAAAGGAGAGGAGAAAGUAGCACCUUACCAUGUUCAGUACACAUGUCUGCAUGAGAACUUAUUCCACUACCUGUGUGAAGAAAAUGGUGGAGCUGUGACACUUCCAGCUGCUCGCGGAGAUGACGCAUGGAAAAUCUACUUCAAUGAAAAUCCAGAGGAAAUCGUCGAUGAAUUUGCUAUGAGAUAUGGCAUUGAAUCCAUCUAUCAAGCGAUGACGCAUUUCCACUGUCUGUCAACGAAGUACUUAUGCGCGGGAGUUCCAGCUGUUAUGUCAACACUGUUAGCUAACAUCAACGCAUACUACGCUCAUACAACUGCUUCAUCUGCUGUUUCAGCGUCUGAUAGAUUCGCUGCUUCAAACUUUGGGAAAGAAAAGUUCGUGAAACUUCUCGACCAACUACACAAUUCGCUACGGAUCGACCUUUCUAUGUACAGAAAUAAUUUUCCUGCUUCAAGUGCGGAAAAACUUAUGGAUCUCAAAUCAACUGUGGAUCUUUUGACCAGCAUUACAUUCUUUCGGAUGAAGGUACAAGAACUUAGCAGUCCACCUAGAGCAAGUACAGUUGUGAAGGACUGUGUAAAGGCGUGCUUGAGAUCAACCUAUCAAUUUCUUUUUGAAAAUUGCUAUGAAUUAUUCAAUAGAGAAUUUCAAGUUGACCCAAACGAAGCGAAAAGGGAUCCCUCCGAUCAUGGACCACAGUUGGACUCUGUGGACUUCUGGCACAAACUCAUUGGACUUAUAAUAUCUGUGAUAGAAGAGGAUAGAAAUAGUUACGCGCCUGUCUUAAAUCAAUUUCCUCAAGAGCUUAAUAUUGGUCAGCUAUCAGCAGCUACAAUGUGGUCUUUAUUCGCUGUGGAUAUGAAGUAUGCUCUAGAAGAACAUGAACAGCAUCGGCUCUGCAAGUCUUCCGCCUACAUGAACUUACAUUUUAAGGUGAAAUGGCUGUACACGGAGUAUGUUAAAGAUGUCCCACCUUAUUGUGGUGCCGUACCAGAAUACCCUGCUUGGUUCGAGCCAUUUGUCAUGCAAUGGCUGAACGAGAAUGAUGAUGUCUCUCUUGAGUAUUUGACGGGAGCAUUCAAUAGGGAUAAAAGAGAUGGGUUCCAAAAAUCGAGCGAGCACGCACUCUUCAGUAAUUCAGUUGUUGACGUUUUUACUCAACUCACGCAAUGCUUUGACGUGGUUUCCAAGCUCGAGUGUCCAGACCCUGAAAUAUGGAAAAGGUAUAUGAAGAGGUUUGCGAAGACCAUCGUCAAGGUGCUGGUCGCGUAUGCUGAUAUCGUGAAGAAAGAAUUCCCAGAACAUUUGAAAGAAGAGAGAGUGGCGUGUAUCCUAAUGAAUAACAUACAACAACUUCGUGUUCAACUGGAGAAAAUGUUCGAAGCAAUGGGUGGGAACAAAUUGGAACGAGAUGCAGCAGACAUCCUCAACGAUUUGCAACAAAGCUUGAAUAGUACACUGGAUGAACUGGCUUCUAUGUUUGCUAUCAGCCUUGAGAUGCGAAUAACAGCAAGUGUGAAGGAAUUGGGUGAAUUACUUCAGAAAGUUGGUGGAGGUGCAGCUCCUGGACAGCCGCAACCGCCAGCUCAUCAUGAGGCUGAUGAAGUGCUUAGACCUCUUAUGGACAUAUUGGAUGGUUCACUGACGAUGUAUGCGGAAUCUUGUGAGAAGACUGUACUGAAACGGUUGCUAAAGGAGCUAUGGAAGAUCGUCAUGAAGAUUCUUGAGAAGACGGUCGUUCUUCCGCCCAUGACGGACAAAACGAUGAUGCUGAAGAAUUUGACGAACAACGCAAAGAACUUGGCAGCCAACGCAAAGAUCGAAGAUAUGACGCAGUUGUUCAAGAGUACAGUUGGCAAACAGGAUGUUAAACAUGCCUUGUCCGGCGUCAUGGAUAUAUCCAAAGAGCACUUGUCAGCCGAAAAGAGCUUAACACCAAAGCAGUGUGCGGUUCUGGAUGCGGCGUUGGAUACGAUAAAACAAUACUUCCACGCUGGAGGGAAUGGUCUAAAGAAAACGUUCCUGGAGAAAAGUCCAGAAUUACAAUCGUUAAGAUAUGCUUUAAGUCUGUACACGCAAACUACAGAUACACUCAUAAGAACGUUCGUCACGAGUCAGCAAAAUCAAGAUGCCGCUGUGGCAGAAGAGGGUAGCGUGGGUGAAAUUUCCCUUCAAGUGGAUCUGUUCACGCAUCCAGCAACUGGUGAACACAAGAUCACUGUUAAGGUUGUGGCAGCAAAUGACUUAAAGUGGGUGAUAGCAAGUGGUAUGUUCCGUCCGUUCAUAGAGGUCAAUCUGAUUGGUCCUCAUCUCGCCGAUAAGAAGCGAAAAUUCGCCACCAAAUCGAAAAGUAACAAUUGGAGUCCAAAGUUCAACGAAACUUUUCACUUUAUGGUGAGCGCAACAGAACAAUUGGAGCUUUUUGAACUACAUGUAUGUGUACGGGAUUACUGCUUUGCACGAGAGGAUAGAUUAGUCGGUGUGGCCGUCAUGCGUCUAGCCGAUAUUGCAGAACAGAAAAACGAAAAUGUUAACCGAUUGGUAACACGAGUGCCGGAUCGGCAAAAUCAAAUGGCUGACUCUGGCUCAUGCGCGUGUUGGCUGCCUCUCGGCACGCGAGUCAAAAUGGAUGAGACCGGAUGGACGAUACUUAGAAUUCUCUCACAGAGACACAGCGACGAAGUUGCUCGCGAAUUUGUAAAGCUCAAAUCUGAAAUGCGAGCUGAAGCACCAACAGGAACUCCAGGGCCCACGUGAACGUGAGAUGCGAUCUGUAGCGAAUAGAUCAGAUCUUCCAAUCAUUGGCAACUGGUUAUACUGGUUGUGAUAAGUUAUCAAUAGUCCUUAAAUCGAACGAUUUCUACGUGGACAAUGAUCUCGAGACUACGAGGCGCUCCGGCGGUUACUGGUCAGGCCUAGGGACGAAUCUUUUAACGAGCUGCUAAUUCUGACGGCGAUAGAUCAGUCAGGGUUAGAAUAUACCUCGUCAAAAGGUGGAUGACCUGGGGCGUAAUACGUUCGAUUCAAUCUCGCAGAGAUUCGUUUUUGUAAAUAUUUACGGUGUUAAGUUGUCGCGACUAGUAGGAAUAUUUUGCACAAACUCGUGAAAUUAGCGAAAAAGACUGACCGUAGGCGGCCGGGCGCUUUGUCCAUCGACGUUUAGGUAUUCGACGAAAUUUUUCCUCGAAUACUCUCGCUAUAGAAAAUUUCUAAAAGUAUAAAGCAGAUAUUCUUGUAGAUUUCAUUGUUUCUUCCAUAGCGACGUUUUACUAUCGCAAUAUAAGAUUUUUAUAGGCUGUAGAUAUUUUGUUGGAUACCUAAUUGCGAUGGACUCAAGCGAUUAAUGUACUAAUCUGUUUAUGGACCAAACUGUCGUUAAUAUGAAUGCAUACCUUAUCCUUACGUAAAUAAUAAAUCAACAUUAUUUAUCUAAUUAAUCAUCUAAUCGUUAUACGUGUACAGUUAAUAUGAUAUGGCCUUAUGUGAAUUUCUUUUGUUGAUGCUUCUGAUGAGAAAAUGUUAACAGGCUAAAUGAUUUUUCACUUGCAAAUAAAGAUUAUACAUACUAUAAAAAAACAAUCAACCGGUUUGAUAAUCAACAUUUUCGAUUAAAGCGCAAACAUGAAAGUAGUUUUAUAAUACAAUAUUAAGAUAAAUAAUGGUAAAAUUAAGAUAAUACCUGUUCAAACCUCUAAAAGAUUAUUAUAAGUAAAUUGAUUUACUAAAGUUAAUCGUUUUGAAGUCAUACUAUUAAAUAAUGUAACAGUAAAUAUUUUUAGUGGUUUUUUAAUGAACUUGUUUGAUAGCCGUUAUUUGAGUUAUCGAUUUGUUUCCUGUUUUCUUUAGUAAAAAGUCUAUUGCAAGUCUAAAAUCACUGAACCUGUUCAGAGUGCUUGUAUUCGAGUGAAUUUAAAUUUAGAAUUGUUCCUUUAGGUGAAUGUUCAAAACUGUUUGAGAUGUUAAUUGAAAUGUGUGUUAUAGCCUUCUCAUUUCAUUGUAAUGUGAUCAAAUUAUAUGUAAAUAAAAAAAACGUUAAUACGCGUUCACUUA
This is a messenger RNA of Pieris brassicae (large cabbage white), 10132 nucleotides long. Its product is annotated as protein unc-13 homolog A. The transcript is spliced from 29 exons. Gene Ontology annotation, molecular function: syntaxin-1 binding; phospholipid binding; diacylglycerol binding. The coding region runs from base 539 to 8839 and encodes 2766 amino acids. The record is from RefSeq and is a predicted model, not a curated record. Gene Ontology annotation, cellular component: neuromuscular junction; terminal bouton; synaptic vesicle membrane. Lineage: Eukaryota; Metazoa; Arthropoda; Insecta; Lepidoptera; Pieridae. Gene Ontology annotation, biological process: neuromuscular junction development; synaptic transmission, glutamatergic; presynaptic dense core vesicle exocytosis.